AUGGGUCGUGUUAAACUCCAGAUUAAGAGAAUAGAAAACAAUACAAAUCGGCAAGUCACCUUCUCCAAACGAAGAAAUGGACUCAUUAAGAAGGCUUAUGAACUCUCCAUUCUUUGUGACAUUGAUAUUGCUCUCAUUAUGUUCUCUCCCUCUGGUCGUCUCACUCACUUCUCUGGCAAAAGAAGAAUCGAAGAUGUGCUCGCACGUUAUAUAAAUCUGCCCGAUCAUGAUAGAGGAGGCGUUGUUCAAAAUAGAGAGUUUUUACUCGGCACCCUUCAGAAGAUCAAGAAUGAAAAUGAUAUAGCGCUUCAACUUUCAAACCCUUCAGCCCAAAAUUCAAAUGUUGAGGAAGCUCAAAAAGAAAUUAGCAACAUGAAACAUCAGCUUCAGAUGGCUGAGAACCAGUUAAGGAUUUUUGAGCCAGAGCCAAUUUUAAUCACAUCAGGAGAGGAACUUGAUUCAUGUGAGAAGAACCUUUUGGAAACCUUGAGGCGUGUUAAGCAAAGAAAGGAAGAACUACUUAGAAACCAUUUAUCUACCUAUGAUCCAUCUAGUGUACAGAUAUACUUCGACACCCAAGAUGGGGUGCCAACAUCGUUUGAAAACGAGAUUGUUACUUGGUUGCCAGAGAAUGGACACAAUCCAAACCAAAUUUGUGGAGGAUCUGAAUCACCUUGUACUGCUAUGCGGAAUCAAUCCUCAACAGCAAUGUAUGAUCAGUUGUCUCAAGCCACAAAUAUAAAUGUGGAGCCAUGUAACAUGGGAGGGUGUCAAAUGAGCAAUCAAAGAGAUGAUGGGUUACCUUCUUGGCAUCAUUCCUAUACUGCAACUGAACUCCUCUCUACAUUCAUGCCCCCAAAUUCAUUUCCUUCCACUAAGCAAGAAAUUGCAGGAGCAAGCAUUUCAUCAAUGAUGUCUCAGCAGCAGGUAGAGACUGCAUCAAAUUGCCCGCAAAUGCCCUCUAGCAAUGAAGAUGCAAACUAUGAGAGCAAGCUGUCUCAGUUUAAAGUAGAAUGA
Quercus robur (English oak) is the source of this 1017-nucleotide messenger RNA. RefSeq names its product agamous-like MADS-box protein AGL104. The transcript is spliced from 11 exons. Gene Ontology annotation, biological process: positive regulation of transcription by RNA polymerase II. Gene Ontology annotation, cellular component: nucleus. NCBI's taxonomy places the organism in Eukaryota, Viridiplantae, Streptophyta, Magnoliopsida, Fagales, Fagaceae. The record is from RefSeq and is a predicted model, not a curated record. Gene Ontology annotation, molecular function: protein dimerization activity; DNA-binding transcription factor activity, RNA polymerase II-specific; RNA polymerase II cis-regulatory region sequence-specific DNA binding. Bases 1 to 1017 code for a protein of 338 amino acids.